GGAGAGUAUUGGAUUUGGAACUUAGAUAAACCGAAGUGUUAACCAAGACAAAACCGAAGAUUGGUACCAACACUGAGACCAUUGGCUUACCAGCGAUGACUCCAAAAGUCUACUUAUCCACUCAUACUACAACCAGAAACCCACACUUGCUUCUUCCAUGGCUUUAUCCUUUGCUUCUUUAACUAACUUCUCCAAGAUGCAGUCAGGGGUAUGGUACAGUGGAUCCAUCACGCCAGGAGUCACUGUUAGAUGCUGUGAAACCGCAAAAGAGCCUCCACCAAAAUCAAAGCUCCAAGUGGGAUCACCAAUAAUCAUCGUGGAAGCCCCGAAAGUUAUAAAAACAGCUGCUUCAAUGCCUUGUCUUAGGGCUAACACAGGCUUGGUCAAGCCUGGCGAUGUUGGAAGAAUCGUGUCAAGAAAACCUAAAGACUUGUGGGCAGUUCGACUCUCCGUUGGGACGUAUCUUUUAGAUGGUAAAUACUUCAAAGCUUUAGAGCUUGAAGACUAAGCUAAGCUUGUGAACUGAGAGACAAUGUCAUGUAAAUUUCAGAUUCAUAAGCACAUAUAGCAAAACAGGCUGGUUCAAAUCAUAGACGCUUACAACACACAAAAAAAAAACUGUUUAUUUCGUUGCGUCCU
Brassica rapa (field mustard) is the source of this 639-nucleotide messenger RNA. RefSeq lists its product as uncharacterized. Gene Ontology annotation, biological process: NADH dehydrogenase complex (plastoquinone) assembly. NCBI's taxonomy places the organism in Eukaryota, Viridiplantae, Streptophyta, Magnoliopsida, Brassicales, Brassicaceae. The record is from RefSeq and is a predicted model, not a curated record.